Messenger RNA from Ectocarpus sp. CCAP 1310/34, 1429 nucleotides. NCBI's taxonomy places the organism in Eukaryota, Phaeophyceae, Ectocarpales, Ectocarpaceae. The record is from the annotation of a GenBank genome assembly.
GUUUUAGCGUUUUAGCAACGCCGCAGAUUGCAGCAUCCAGUGCAGAUUUGUCCCUCUGUUGCCUUCCCUCAUCCCUCCCACGCGUUUGCGCCGCUUUUGCUCUUGCCCAAAGCCAUGGUUUCUCCCGUACGCAUCGCUACGACUACCGCCACUGCCAUGCUCCUCUGGGCGGUUCCAACCUUCGGGUUCUACGCCCCCCAGGCUCCAUUUGCGUCCGCUCCUCAUGCGCGUUCGCUUCCUCACAGAGGCGCGACUACCUCUCCCACCAUGGCGUACGCUCCUUCAACAGUACAGGACGCGUGGGACAACCACUUCGCCGCUUUUGCUGCACACGAUAUGGAGAGGAUCCUGCUAGACUACGAUGAGGACAGCGUGGUUACAACCUACGACCAGACAGCCGACAAGAAAACAGUUUUCAAAGGGGUCGAGGGAGCCCGUACGCUCUUCGAAGGGCUCUUCGAAGCUUUGUCUGAUCAGAGCGACUUGGCAGCUCCGGUGAUCGAUGUGUCAGAAGAAAGCAACAUGGUGUUCCUUGUCUGGAGAUGCCCCGCCUCUGGCUUCCUCGACGCCACGGACACCUUCACGCACAACGACAAGACCAAGAAGAUUAGCCGCCAAAACGUGGCUUACAAGACCGGCUGAUUUCGUUGCUGGUGGAGUUCCACCAAUGAAAAUGGCGGUGUACAUUGGUCUGCAUUGAGCUGCGCCCUUCCCCAGCAAAUUCAACGCGGAGAGCAUCGUCAUAACUUUGAGUUGGCCGGUGCGGGGGGGGGCUUCAAUGCCCCCGCGGCCCUGCUACAGUUGCCCACGGAGUGUGAGCACGUGUUUUUGAAAAGGAACGCUACCAUGUCGAAACAAAGCUAGAAUGUGUCGAGUUUGAAGUGUAACUUUUAGGUGGUGAAUCAUCGUUGCCGUCGUCUUUAUUGUGCCUGCUGAAAAUCGAUUCAGUUGGUGGCGCAGCUCCAGGGAACGGUGCGCACAUGUUGCGUGACCCCCAUGCUCGCGACAUUCGCGUAGCAUAUGGGCCGGCGAUUCAUCGUAGCUGAAAGAGGCGGUAGAUACUUCUCUUUUUUUUUUUCUUGCUUUGUCCUUCGGGGCUGGUGAUAUGCAAGCUGUCCACACCUACUCUUGCCAUGCAGCCGUCUCUUCUAGGCUUGCUGGUAGAUGCUCGAGGGGGCCAACAUGGUUAAAUUCUGGUUUGUGUAGCGCGUAUUCUUGAGCUACCCCCAGGGGGCUUUUCCCCCUUUUCUGAAGCCUAUUUGCUUCAGUUGUCUGUUGCGGAAAUUAUCAGACCUAUAUUCGGUUUUGACCCAACCAAAAGUGACCCCACUCCCUUUUUUUCACUUGUUUUUAGAGUAGUAAGUAGGCGAUCUCCGGUUUCUUAUCUUAAAGCAAGUUGUUUGUCGGGCGAUGUUUCUCGAGAUCCCAU